AUGGAGGCGCAGCACAAGCGCGUGGAGCAAAAAGGCCGCUUCACGAUCACGGAGAUCGUUCCCGUCUCGUCCUUCUCGGCACAGCGCUCGUCGUCGCCGUUCCAGGACACUGAGAGCUCUGCGAAAGCACCGAGUAGCAAUCGAGUGGCUACACUUUCGCCUUGCCAAGCGACUGUGCACGACACGUGUGUCACGACUACGACCGUGAGGACGAAGGACUUGAAGUGGGAUGAGCUGUUUGGGUGUUCGCAGACGCAAGAGGCAGAGACGGUCGUGACGGUGCCGGUCGAGUCGCAUCGCACGCUCGCGUCUGAAACAGAAGCUGUGACAAUCGAUGUCGCAAGCAAGCGGUCGUUCUCUACUACUGGUCUCUCAGCUCCUGGCUCGCCGUCACGAAAGUUCUCGGCGCUGAAGAAAAACCGGGAUGGCGUGCAGCGUGCUGCUCGACGGAUCAAGCGUCGAGGACGUUUUACAAUAAUUGAAAUGGCAUCUGACUCGCCUAGUUCGAGGAAGAACUCGGAUGAGCUGUGCGAUCAUCGAUUGCCAGAAGGGUCUUCGGGUCGACUUGCUCCACAGCACCACAGUUGCAGCUUCGAGCCGGUCGAGCGUCGCGCUAAAUCCAAGCGGGUGCCGCGGUCUAUGCCUCGUCUUCGACAACUUUCUUCCUAUCGCCGAUCGCGUCGGCGAAGUGAAAGUCCAUCUACCGACUCUGUGGAUGCGGUGAGGACCACUCCUGGUCAGCGACAGCUGCAGGAAACAACAGCUUACGCUAAGCGUCCGACGUUGCCAGUUGCUGAGAGUAUCGAUGCGCUGGCGAAAGUGUCCUUGUCAGGUGUUGUCGCUAGCCGUACGGGUGCCGCAGCGAUCUCGAGUUCCAGCGCACCAGUAUCCAUGGCCAGCGUAGCAAUACCCGAUAGCGGAGAGACUGCCACGAUCCCUUCGUCUGCUGUUCGAUCUGCUACGUCAUCGCCGCAGCCCAUCGAAGGCUCUGCGAUGAACGACAGCACAGGUCCAUCGCAAACGUCGCCACUGGCUAUCUCGGCCGCCCAGUUCCUGCAGCAGCAGCGAAUGAUAGCCUCUCUUAUCCGACAACAGCACGAUUUGAAGCAGAUCAUUGGCGUGCUGCGAGAACAGCAGCAGCAGCUCAUAACCAUUCCGUUGCAGAUGAGUGAGCUCGAUGGCCAACGCGUCAGCUGCAGCGACGGUCGGACGAAAGAGGAAGAAACGCGUGCACUGUACACGAGACUGGACUCGCUGACACGAUCGAAUAAGUCGCUGCAUUCGCUGUUGGACGUUGCAGAGCGGGAAGUGCGUCAUCGCACGUUGCAAGUCGAGUGUUUGUCGGAGGAGAACGACGAGCUUCGUCACCAUUGUGGACAGCUGGAGCUUUUUUUGCAGGACCGUCGGGCGAAGGACUAA
Molecule: messenger RNA, 1419 nt
Organism: Hyaloperonospora brassicae
Lineage: Eukaryota; Oomycota; Peronosporomycetes; Peronosporales; Peronosporaceae
Source: the annotation of a GenBank genome assembly